CAUUAACACCAACAGCACAUCACCAGUGCUGCCCAUGUGCCACUGCCCCUCUCUUCUCCUUCCCAUCGUGGAGUACCUCGCUCGCUCAUUCACUCCCGGUCUACCAAAUUCGUCCAAUCCGAUCGCAUUGCAAUCAGCAAGAACCAGAAUCCACCACCAUUCGCCAAAUCAGUUCAUACCAACAGAAAUCAAUCCGCUCCGCGCCAUCCCGAGCAGAAAAGUUCGGCCAUUUUUACCCAAUCCGGCCGCCGCUAGCUCCCUCUGUUUCUUCCCGAAGUCAAACUCAGCAGCUCUCCGGAUUUCCGGAUUCUGGGGUUCGGUUCUUCACGUGCAGCAGCUGCUGGGGUUCUUCCGAUCCUGUGCCGACAGCGUCCACCUCCCCCGGCCUCUCCCUCGAUCCGCUUUAACUAGCACUACUCCCGCUUGCUUCAUCCUCGGCCAAUGUGAGGGGAGGAGGCGCCGGACUGCCGGAGCUAGAGCUUAGGUAGCUGCCAGAUCGCGGAAGGAGGGCGGAAGGAGGUCGGAUGGAGGGGGAGGGGCGGUCGCUGGCGGAGACGCCGACAUGGUCCGUGGCGACGGUCACCACGCUCAUGGUCGCCGCCUGCUUCCUCAUCGAGCGCGCGCUCUCACGCCUCGCCAAGUGGCUGCGGAGGACGAAGCGGAAGGCCAUGCUCGCCGCGCUCGAGAAGAUCCGCGAAGAGCUGAUGCUGCUGGGUGUGAUCUCGCUGCUGCUGAGCCAGACAGCCAGGUGGAUUUCGGAGAUCUGUGUGCCAUCAAAGCUCUUCACUAGUCAAUUCUACAUGUGCACCGAGAACGAUUUCGGUGACCUGGCGGAACACCGGGGUGGCACCGCUAACCACACACACCUUGCUAGAAGCCUGUUUGGUGGCCAGUCGACGCACGGUUGUGAGGAGGGUCAUGAGCCUUUUGUUUCAUACGAGGGUCUCGAGCAGCUGCAUCGUUUUUUGUUCAUUCUUGGUUUCACUCAUGUGUUGUACAGUUUUCUCACAGUGGUUCUGUCGAUGUUUAAGAUAUAUAGCUGGAGGAAAUGGGAAACUCAAGUUUCUACACUCCCCAGUGAGCAUUUGCAACGUAAGUGUUAUCUCUCUCCGUCAGCUAAGAGAAAGGUGAUGCAGAGGCAAUCUACCUUCGUUUUUCAUCAUGCAUCUCACCCGUGGAGCAAAAGUAAAAUACUUAUUUGGAUGCUGUGCUUUCUGCGCCAAUUUAAGGGUUCAAUAAAAAAAUCAGACUACAUGGCAUUAAGGUUGGGCUUUAUCACAUAUCAUAAGUUGCCACAAUCAUACAACUUCCACAAAUACAUGGUACGGAGCAUGGAAGAUGAUUACAAUGGAAGUGUUGGUAUCAGUUGGCCACUUUGGGCAUAUGCAAUAAUAUGCAUCUUUAUCAAUGUUCAUGGUCUUAAUAUAUAUUUCUGGCUAUCAUUUGCCCCUGUUAUUCUCGUCCUGCUCGUGGGCACUGAGCUGCAGCAUGUUGUUGCUCAGUUGGCACUGGAGGUUGUCGAGGCAACAUCCAGAUAUGUCGGGACGCAACUGAAACUGCGUGAUGAUCUCUUCUGGUUUGGGAAACCUAGGGUCCUGUGGUGGCUUAUACAGUUCAUUUCAUUUCAGAAUGCCUUUGAAAUGGCGACAUUUUUAUGGUUUCUGUGGGAACUGAGUGCAAAUAGUUGCUUCAUGAAGAACCAAUAUAUGGUUGUUAUUCGCUUGGUUUCUGGGUUGCUAGUUCAGGUGUGGUGCAGCUACAGUACGCUGCCUCUUAACGUGAUUAUUUCACAGAUGGGGUCGAAGUUCAAGAAGUCGCUGGUCUCAGAGAGCGUGAGGGACUCGCUCCACAGCUGGUGCAAGAGGGUCAAGGACAAGCGGCACAACCCGCUCUUCCUACGGAAUGGGACGCUCACGUCGAGGUCCGUCUGCUCCCUCGACACUACCAUCUACGAGACCGACCACGAGACCAACACGGUGUGCACGCUGUCGAGGACCGUGUCGGCGUCGUCCAUGGACGAGGAGCUCACCGUGGUCACCGUCGACGACGAGGACAUCGCCCGCAUCGAGCAGGAUGCUCGAGAUCCUUAGGUGAUCCUCCGGUGAUGCCCUGUUCUUCGCCAGGCUAAAACCUGUCAGCGGCUAGAACCCUGCUGAUCUUGGGAAACAAUGAUCACUCCAGCCUACUCUUUGUAGUUACUGCAGAAAAGAGCCUGCGGAUUAACACAAAGUGUAUGCGUGUAUCAAGUGAUUGACCCUCUAUAUAAUUAUAUACAUAGUGAUCUGUCUUCUUUGUAUUGACUUAAAACAUUGUACUAACCUGUCAGAAUUCAGAACCACCAUAUACCUGCUUCCACCAAGCGGACGAAGGGAGAGAUUUGGGCUGGGCUUAGCUAGCAAA
Molecule: messenger RNA, 2400 nt
Organism: Brachypodium distachyon (stiff brome)
Lineage: Eukaryota; Viridiplantae; Streptophyta; Magnoliopsida; Poales; Poaceae
Product: MLO-like protein 4
Exons: 15
Coding region: 525-2090 (521 amino acids)
Biological process (GO): defense response
Cellular component (GO): membrane
Source: RefSeq, a predicted model, not a curated record